AUUCACAACUCAAUGCGAAUGCAAGCGAUGUGAGAUCCAGUUCCUGGCUAGUUUCGAACAUAUCUCGUGUGAAAAUGGCUGUGAUGUCGGAAAAAGAGUUAUAUGGCUGUAGAAGAUUGUUGCAGUUGCUGUCAGAAGACGAUUUGUUGGCACUGAGCGAUACGGUGACUAACCGGUUAAUCCGUGUCACGAGUUCUAGAGAAGCCAUUGAAGCGAUAAUAACCUACUCUCAGAGUCCUGAAGAGCUUCUCAAAAGGAAGAAGGUCCACCGGGAUGUGAUCUUUAAGUACCUCGCUGCGGAAAAUGCUGCUCCAUCUCCAAACAGUGAGAAACAUCAGUUGGUAAAGAGGACUCUUGAACUGUGGUCAUCUUACAGCGAGAAAACAGUAAGUGUCUCCAAUGCACGGUGUACAGAGAAGAAUGGAGAUGGCUUGGGAGUACUGACAGCUUUGGGAAAGCAGUUUUGCCAGUGGUUCUUCCAGCUUUUGAACUCCCAGAACCCCCAGGCCGCUCAGCCGGUCGAGCACUGGGGUCCGCAGCACUUCUGGAGUGACGCCAAGAUGCUACUUGUCUUGUACACCCAGGUUCAUCAGAAAGAGGAGUUCCUUGGAGCUGAACUGGUGAGCCAGCGGCUUUUUGCCCUCGUCUCGGAGGAGAGGUUAGUCUUUUGCCCUAACCUGGAGCAGACAGGGCUGAAGUGUGUGUCUUCGCCUCAUGGGUUGGUGCUGGUGGCCGUAGCUGGCACCAUCCAUCGAGAGGACAACUGCCUUGCGAUUUUUGAGCAAGUGUUCGGGCUGAUUCGCGAUCCUCUGAAGGCCAGUCGCUGGAAGAUAAAACAUGUGCAUUUGAAAAUAAUGGGAGAAAUUGGGAAAGACACAUUGCCAGCAGUGACCUAUGAUUCAAAAGAACUGUUUGAACUAUUCACUUUGUAGAACUGUCUGUAUGGACAUUUGUACACUAAACAAGAAGCACUUUAAAUAAUGCAUGAUACACUGUACAUAUUUUAACAUGGGUAACUUUCAUUGUUUAUAUGCAGUGUGAACUUUUUAUUAAUUCUGUCAUUCUUUAAACAUUCAUUAAGGUUUAAAUGUUUAAGAAGCUACGCAAAUUGUCAUUCAUUACCAGUUUCUGUUUACCUUUGUCCUGUGAAGCUCAUAAACCGGUCCAUAUUUGGAGCCAUAUCAUAAUACUAUAAAGCCUCUAACUUUUAUAAUGCCCUUGGUGGUGAUGAACAGAUGAUUUAAGAUUACUUGUUAGUACUUGAAAUUUAAAUGAGAAUUACUGAUUCAGUAUCAGUAUUUUCUCUCCCUAGUCUAUUUAAAGACUAAAUCACUUCAUUAAAAUUU
Molecule: messenger RNA, 1346 nt
Organism: Neoarius graeffei (lesser salmon catfish)
Lineage: Eukaryota; Metazoa; Chordata; Actinopteri; Siluriformes; Ariidae
Gene: c9h3orf38
Product: chromosome 9 C3orf38 homolog
Exons: 3
Coding region: 75-932 (285 amino acids)
Source: RefSeq, a predicted model, not a curated record